AUGGAUAAUGUGUGCGUGAGUCGAACGACAACCGCAGCGACCAGUGGUGGUGCUAGGCUAAAUCACGUAGUGGCUACUCUAGUGGAUCUUGAGACCUGUAUGGUGGCUGAUGAGAUCAACCCGCAUCACGCAGUGGGUACACGAGCGUAUUUCCACCCGAAAAUGAUGACCAAUGCGGCGCAAAAGCGAGCCCCGUACGCCGACCUUAGUGUCUAUGAAGUGGACGUGUGGGCCUUUGCCGUAAUGGUACUGGUCAUAUUUAGAGAACAACACGCCUGGCCUGUCCCCCACGCGUCAAACCGCAACUACCAGAAGUUUCAGAGCUAUGUUUUCGAUACCCCCAGUGCGUGGGCCGAGGACUUACGGAUUGUUCAGAGUGCCGGGUUGAACCACAACGUUGUAGCGGAAAACAUGGUUUACACGGCUCUUCGUGUGUUGCGUACUUAUCACCAGUCUCCACCCACAGCACUCGAAAGUCGUGAGGGUCAUAAUACUAGUACUGAAAGCAUUAUGGAGGCAUUUACGUGGCGACCGUGA
Sphaeroforma arctica JP610 is the source of this 537-nucleotide messenger RNA. RefSeq lists its product as hypothetical. Gene Ontology annotation, molecular function: protein kinase activity; ATP binding. Gene Ontology annotation, biological process: protein phosphorylation. The record is from RefSeq and is a predicted model, not a curated record. Bases 1 to 537 code for a protein of 178 amino acids. Lineage: Eukaryota; Ichthyosporea; Ichthyophonida. The transcript has a single exon.